This is a messenger RNA of Botrytis cinerea B05.10, 2162 nucleotides long. RefSeq lists its product as hypothetical. Gene Ontology annotation, cellular component: fungal-type vacuole membrane. Gene Ontology annotation, molecular function: basic amino acid transmembrane transporter activity. The coding region runs from base 302 to 2011 and encodes 569 amino acids. Lineage: Eukaryota; Fungi; Ascomycota; Leotiomycetes; Helotiales; Sclerotiniaceae. The transcript has 7 exons. Gene Ontology annotation, biological process: transmembrane transport; basic amino acid transport. The record is from RefSeq and is a predicted model, not a curated record.
GGGAUUUUUGGUUGAUUCCCGCAGCCAUAUGUGAGAUCCAAUUUCGGAUACUUGAUAAGGUGGGAUUUUAGACAAAAUGAUGAGCUUUCAAAUUUUCAUUCCAACCGGGACCGAGCCCCUGGAUCUGUUGCUGACGGUCCAGUGCCUUGGCUUGCGCUGACAGCGAAUUGAGUCAAUGCCUUGAAAACAAAACAUUAGCCGGUCUAGGCAGUUUGAGAAAUCAUUUAUUAAACUUUGACGUCCGCCAUAGCUUGAAUCAUAAGAAAGAAUUGUUGUUGGAGAUAGUAUCGGAUACCAAAAUAUGGCACUGCAUGAGAGAGAUACUGUUCCUAGAGAUGAUUCAAGUCAAGCUUCGUCCAAAGAUGCUGAUUCGAUAAAAUCGUACUCGGAAACAGAUUCAUUACUUUCACCAGUAACCGCUGCUUCUACUCCAAAUUACAAGUCAACCGCAACUUUUCCAGACGUAGAAUCUGCACAAAAUGAUCAAGUCCAAGACGAAACCACGGGAAAAGUAACGAGGAGCGCUGCUAUCAUAAUAAGCCUUCUGCUGAUUGGUGUUUUUAUAUCAUACGCAGAUGGCACGCUUGUUCUUGCAACAUAUGGCACCAUUGCUUCCGAAUUUCGGGCACUGGGUGAUGCCAGUUGGUUAACUACUAGUUAUUCAUUAGCGAUGUGUGCUGUCCAACCCCUUACCGGCAAGAUUAGUGAUAUAUACGGAAGAAAACCAGUUCUCUUGAUAUCAUACGGGUUCUUCGUGAUUGGAUGCGUUUUGACGGGGCUUGCACAAACAAUGUGGCAAACUGUGAUGGGGAGAGUAGUCGCUGGUAUUGGGGGUGCGGGUAUGAGUGUUAUGGUCUCCGUUCUGAUCGUUGAUCUUGUACCUCUCAUUCAUGUUGCCGCGUGGAGAAGUUAUGUUAACGUCGUUGGGACGAUUGGAAGGAGUAUCGGUGGACCCAUAGGCGGACUGCUAGCAGACACGAUAGGGUGGCGUUGGUCGUUCAUCGGGCAAGGGCCUCUGAUGCUUUUCGCCAUUGCUUUAGUAGCAUAUAAACUUCCAAGACAAUCAUCAUCUGACGAGCCCAUCCAAGCCAAAGAUGGGCCUUCGAAACUUCGACGAAUUGAUUUUGUUGGAGCAUUCUUGCUAACUGGAACCAUCGCUGCCUUUCUCGGCUCUCUCAGUCUUGGAGGACAAGCACUACCUUGGUCGCAUCCUACAGUCCUUGGGUUGUUGUUGGGAUCUGUUGUGCUUGGCGCUAUAUUUGUGACGUAUGAGGUCAAAGUCGCUGCGGAGCCCAUAUUCCCGCCCGCACUUGCGAUCCAACGUGAUGUAGCAGCAUCUUAUGCUAUCAAUGCGUUGCAGCUCGCUGCACAAGUUGGCAUGAUGUAUUCCGUUCCACUCUAUUUUCGUGUGACACAAGGUAGCUCUAAUACUACUGCUGGGCUUCAUCUCUUCCCCGCUGUCUUUGGCAAUACGAUGGGUGGUCUCCUUGCAGGCUUGCUAAUUACUCGCACUGGUCAUUACAAAUACCUUCUGAUCUUCUCUACUAUCUCAUCUAUUUUCUCCUACACUAUGCUUCUCACAACAUGGCAUAGCAAUCACCUUUCUCUCGUAGGAUCUCUCUCUAUAUUUCCAGGUGGUUUUGGUCUCGGAAUAACGGCUGCUUGCGCAUUCAUUGCCCUUACCGUUUCUGUUCAAAAGAGGGAGAUGGGUAUGGCAACCGCCGGUAUGUAUUUGAUGUCUAGUAUCGGUAUGGUUGUUGGAGUUGCCUUAUGUGCUGGAGUUCAAAACAGUGCUUUGGGAAAAGCGCUUGUAGGGUUAGAAUUAGAUGGGAAUAUAGUGAGACAAGUGAUGGAAGAUGUAGGAAGCGUGAAAGACCUACCAGGAGAUGUCAAAAUUCUGGUGAUAGAUGCCUAUGUAAAAAGUUUGGGAGCGAGUCAUGCAGUGAGCGUGGGACUAUCAGGUUUGGCAUUUUUGAUAAGUUUGGUGGUUAGAGAGAAGAGCAUCAGAUAGACAGAAAUCUCCAUGUUCACCUAGGUAUAUACCCAUUCAUGCAUUUUGGUUCGCCUUUGUACAUAUCAUGUCACCCUGACCAGCCGCAAUCACAUUUUCGGCUAUUCUGGUAAUGUGAUGAUGUCUUCAAUACAUAUGUUCUUUGGCUGCA